AUGGCUUUAUUUUACUUGCAUGUGGCCUGCUGGCUGCUUUUUGUUGGUUUUGUAUUCCCGUACCGAGAUGACAAAUAUUGUCAUAUCUGCAAAAACCAUGUUGCAUGUGAGGCGGUAGACAAACUGCACGGCAAAUGUUUAACGUUCAGUGACGUGAAUCUAACAAUCCUCAACCACUAUCAACACCAGAUAACCGACCAUGUGAAUCACUUGCGGGAAAAGUUUGCCCUUGGACAUGUGAAUGGAUUUCACGAGAAGUACGGACCGAUGCACACAGUCACUUGGGAUCCGGAAAUGGCAGAUUUGUGUCGCUUUAACCUACACUCCUGUGAAUUUGCCCAUGACAAGUGUCGCGGGACACCGCAUUAUCCGUACAGUGGCCAAACACUUGGCAAGUUGACCAAAUGCGUGCCCAAUCUAAAGACUCAAGAACUCAAGAUAAACGUGUUACACAAUGUGGUUUUACAUUUGGUCGAUCAUUGGUUUGCAGAGCACGAAGUAACCAAAGCAUCUGACGUCACAUACUACUCUCGACAUUCAUCCGACCGAAAGCUCAAGAUUGGGCAUUUUCUUCAGCUCAUCAACUGUAACGUAUGCAAGCUAGGCUGUUCGCUCAUAUCAUAUCGCGACUACCGGAAACAUGAUGUGUGUGAUACGUAUAUCCUAUGCUGCAACUACUCUUACAUCAACAUCGUCAACCGUCCCAUUUGCGCGAUUAAUCGUUACCCGGACGUUUGUGAAAAGGAUAAAAAGUUUCACGGACUCUGCCAACACUGCCCUGCGUAA
Messenger RNA from Anopheles coustani, 786 nucleotides. Its product is annotated as antigen 5 like allergen Cul n 1-like. Lineage: Eukaryota; Metazoa; Arthropoda; Insecta; Diptera; Culicidae. The record is from RefSeq and is a predicted model, not a curated record. Bases 1 to 786 code for a protein of 261 amino acids. The transcript has 2 exons.